Molecule: messenger RNA, 1011 nt
Organism: Cutaneotrichosporon oleaginosum
Lineage: Eukaryota; Fungi; Basidiomycota; Tremellomycetes; Trichosporonales; Trichosporonaceae
Source: RefSeq, a predicted model, not a curated record
CAAAGCUCCUUCCUCCACCACCACCACUCUCCUCCGCCCUCCGCACUCCGGCACCAUGAACUUUGCCCGGCGGCUCUUGUCCUCCUCGGCGCGCGCGACCUCGAGCCUCGCUGCGGCCCCCGCUCCCGCCGCGGCCGAGGCCUCCGUCUCGGCCUCGGUGCCGCCGCUGCACGCCCGCCCCGCCGGCUUCCGCUCGCCCAAGAAGCGCGUCAUUGAGAUGGACCAGCUCCCAAAACCCAUCUUGAAGGAGGUCGCGCGCGACCUCGAGCGCGCGAAGGCUGCGGCGCUGGAGCGCGCUGCCAAGCGCGGCGAGGAGUUUGACGGCGUCGUCAUGGUCCAGAACCCGUUCUUGAGCUUCUGGAGGCCGUCGCCUGACCCCAACAUGCGCGGCAAGUUCCUCUGGACCGGCGCAUCAAUCAAUCGGCGCCACCAGAAGCUCCUGCUGCAGAAGUACCCGGCCGAGCUGCUGCCGCCGUCUGAAACCAACCCGAUCCGGCACGCGCCGCCCAUCGUGUGGAACGACGGCACCGUGAUCACCUGGAAGGGCAGCUGGAAGGCCAAGGCCGAGACGUCGCUGUAUGCCUCGCGCCGCUUGCAGGCCAACGGCACGUACUUCAAGGGGACCAAGGCGGAGCGUGACGCGCCGGUGAAGAAGGCUGAGCGUGAGGAGCGCAUGGCCGGCAUGGCUAAGCGCAUCGAGGAGUUCCGCAAGUCCAAGAAGGGCACCAAGGUCAUGGGGCGGAACGCUGUUCCCUUCUAGUUCUCUCGGCAGCAUUGUACUCAUGCAUAUCAUCAUUCCAAGGGGUGUGGUAUUGGAGAAUGGGCGUGGAGGUUUACUGGGUUAUCUAGAUCGGCGACAGGCAGCCUGCUCACACCACGCUGUUCUCUGCAGCUCUCUCUCUUCGAUCCCUUCUCGCCUCUGCGGAUCCGAACCGUCUGCAUCUGAACAGCGCGAUUGCAUCUCAUCUCCAUGUCUCAUGUCGUCGCCUUGACGUAUGCAUUGCUUCUACA